UUUUUAGAGUAUAUAAGAAAAGAUAUUUUUUAUGCAUUAUAUUUGUACUUCUACAAUAAGAACAAGUCUUUUAAAAAACUUUCUAAUGAGGAUGUAAUGAGAAAACUAUGCGAGAUAAAUGAAUUUGAAAACUGCUCAAAUCUUGAUAGAGUGCUAGAUAUAUUAGCCGAAAAUAUAGGAAAUUUUACAAUAUAUGACAAUAACGGCAUAUUGCAGUCCAAUUUACACAAUCUCAAUUUAUCUGAUAAUGAUAUGUAUCUGUUACAGUUAUUUGCAUCUUGUUCUACGGAUGAUCUGUAUGAUUGUAUAUCUAUAUUGCGAGAUUCUAUAUUUAUUAGAAGUAAGAAGGUCGAUGAAAAAGAAAUUAAAAAUGGAUUUAAAAAAUCACAUUUUAAUAGAAUUUCUAAGCUUCCAUUCUUUAAAGAAGCAUCUUUUCUUGCUUUAAAUAUUGCAGAAAAUAUUUCUGAUGGCAUUGCUCCUACUACUAAAAAAUUCGUUUCCCCUAUAAUCAACUCAAAUGCUGGCAGCACUCUUCUUAAUUUUUUCCCAACACAAAUGGCAGUUAGAAAAAUAAUCUUUAAUAAUGUGUCUCUACCCACCCUAUUUAGCAAUGUAUUUAGUAUGGCAUCGUUGCCUUUUCUUGCCAAUCAAGUUGUGUGUUUAUGUCAUGUACAUUUUGAUGGUAUAAUUAAACUAGGAUUAUAUGCGUUUCAAGAGUAUGAAAUUUCUAUUAUUUAUAAUGAAAAUACUAAUAGUACAAUUAAUCAGUUAUGUUAUAAAUAUUGUAUUGAUCCAAUUACAUUUAAAAAAAAUAUAAUUGAAGGGCACAAGCAAGCUAUUAAUAGAAAGAUUAGUAUAAUUUUUAGUUCCCCGCUUAAUAUAUCGCUAGAUAAUGUAUUGGAUGAAUCGUUAAACAAAGUAGAAAAAAUGGGCGAUAAGGUUCUAAGAAAUAGCUCUAUUAGUGAAAUAAUGAAGUUUGUUGAUAUAUUAAAUGAUGUGAGCCUGAUUAAAUAUCCUAUUCAAAAUACUCAUACUAUUCUUAUUAAUAUAGAGGAUAAAAAAAUAGAGGAAAACACUUUGAAUAAUAUUCAGAUAUCCAGCAGUAAAUUAUCUAAAAGUAAUGAUAAAUGCAUAGAAGACAAAACCACAAAAGGAAUUGAAGAUAAUAAUUCUACUAUUGUUACUUCUCAAGGGGAUCACCAUGUGAUGAAAGCUAUUGCAUUAGUAGGCCCAGAUAUAUCCAAUGGCGUUGAAACUCAAAGAACUGCUUGUAUAGAAGAGGCUAUCUAUACACAUGGUUUAUGGAAAAUUCCCUCUCUAAUCACAAGAAAUAUGGGAAUUUCACUAAUUGUCAUUUUAGUACUUGCUAGUCUUUUUGUAUUAUACCGCUAUGAAAUAAUUAUGUUUGCGGAGUGGAUUACAUUCUCAUAG
Molecule: messenger RNA, 1431 nt
Organism: Nematocida parisii ERTm1
Lineage: Eukaryota; Fungi; Microsporidia
Exons: 1
Source: RefSeq, a predicted model, not a curated record